This is a messenger RNA of Penicillium lagena, 264 nucleotides long. Its product is annotated as small nuclear ribonucleoprotein E. Bases 1 to 264 code for a protein of 87 amino acids. NCBI's taxonomy places the organism in Eukaryota, Fungi, Ascomycota, Eurotiomycetes, Eurotiales, Aspergillaceae. Gene Ontology annotation, molecular function: RNA binding. The transcript has 3 exons. Gene Ontology annotation, biological process: spliceosomal snRNP assembly; mRNA splicing, via spliceosome. Gene Ontology annotation, cellular component: U1 snRNP; precatalytic spliceosome; U4 snRNP. The record is from RefSeq and is a predicted model, not a curated record.
AUGGCUGGCCGCAAGACAUUAUUGGCACCCAUCCACUUCAUCUUCAGCCUGCUGCAGAAGCGCAGCACGGUGUCCAUCUGGCUGUACGAGCAGCUGGCUUUCCGGAUCGAGGGCAAGAUCAGGGGCUUUGAUGAGUUUAUGAACCUGGUCAUUGAUGAUGCGGUCGAGGUGCGCCUGCCGACCAAGAGUGAGGAGGAGAAGCGGAGGCCGCUCGGCCAGAUCCUGCUCAAGGGCGACAAUGUCUCCCUGAUCCAAGCUGUUUGA